This is a messenger RNA of Syngnathus acus (greater pipefish), 3705 nucleotides long. RefSeq names its product paired box 7a (gene pax7a). Gene Ontology annotation, biological process: anatomical structure development; regulation of transcription by RNA polymerase II. Gene Ontology annotation, molecular function: RNA polymerase II cis-regulatory region sequence-specific DNA binding; DNA-binding transcription factor activity, RNA polymerase II-specific. NCBI's taxonomy places the organism in Eukaryota, Metazoa, Chordata, Actinopteri, Syngnathiformes, Syngnathidae. Bases 374 to 1897 code for a protein of 507 amino acids. The transcript has 9 exons. The record is from RefSeq and is a predicted model, not a curated record.
AGCCAGCAGACAUUACAUUCACGCCAAAUGCACCAAAGGGACAAGAGGGCCUGCUUUUGCCAAACUCCCAAUUGCCUUCUUGACUCAUUAUCAAUAUUUUCUAAAUAUACCAUUGCUGUUCUACUUUUCAUUCCUGCCCCCCUCCCUUCACUUAUGUGAACCUUGUCCAGUCAGUCCACCUGGGAUUGGAAUUUCACAGCAUAUUUUUCAUUUCAGUCUUUUUUUUCUUUUCUUUUUCCCCCAUUUUUUAAACCCUCCACCAACACAUUCCUUGCAUUUUGGACUUUGUGUGAGCAGCUUCGAGUCCUCCCGUUUUUUGUUUUUGUUUGUUUUUUAUUUUGUCUGGCGCUACUGCUGAGCGAGUAGCUGUGGGAUGGCUACUUUACCCGGAACAGUGCCUCGAAUGAUGCGCCCCACACCGGGUCAGAACUACCCACGGACUGGCUUCCCCCUGGAAGUGUCCACCCCACUGGGCCAGGGCCGGGUCAACCAAUUGGGCGGCGUGUUCAUCAACGGGAGGCCCCUGCCAAACCACAUCCGGCACAAGAUCGUGGAGAUGGCCCACCACGGCAUACGGCCGUGCGUCAUCUCGCGACAACUGCGCGUCUCGCACGGCUGCGUGUCCAAGAUCCUGUGCCGCUACCAGGAGACCGGCUCCAUCCGCCCGGGGGCUAUCGGAGGCAGCAAGCCCAGGCAGGUGGCCACUCCCGACGUGGAGAAGAGGAUCGAGGAGUACAAGCGAGAGAACCCGGGCAUGUUCAGCUGGGAGAUCCGGGAUAAGCUGCUGAAGGACGGGGUGUGCGACAGAAGCACAGUUCCUUCAGGUGAGGCUUCAUCUGUGAGCUCCAUCAGCCGCGUUUUGAGGGCCCGAUUUGGCAAAAAAGAUGACGAGGAUGACUGUGAUAAGAAGGAUGAAGACGGAGAAAAGAAAACAAAGCAUAGCAUCGAUGGCAUCCUCGGUGAUAAAUGUAGCCGCACAGACGAUGGCUCCGACGUGGAUUCCGAGCCCGACUUGCCGCUGAAGCGCAAACAGAGGCGCAGUCGCACCACCUUCACCGCCGAGCAGUUGGAGGAACUGGAGAAAGCCUUCGAGAGGACGCAUUACCCUGACAUCUACACUCGGGAGGAACUGGCUCAGAGGACCAAACUGACAGAGGCCAGGGUGCAGGUGUGGUUCAGCAACAGACGGGCAAGAUGGCGUAAGCAGGCCGGGGCCAAUCAGCUCGCCGCCUUUAACCACCUUCUUCCCGGUGGAUUCCCACCCACCGGCAUGCCCACUUUACCUACGUACCAACUCCCGGAGGCGAGUUACCCCGGCACCACACUAUCGCAGGAGGGCAGUACCUUGCACAGACCUCAGCCCUUGCCCCCAUCCUCCAUGCACCAGGGGGGCCUGAGUGACAGCAGCUCAGCAUACGGCCUGUCAUCCAACCGCCACAGCUUCUCCAGCUACUCCGACUCCUUUAUGAGCCCUUCGGCUUCCAGCAACCACAUGAACGCAGUCGGCAACGGGCUGUCCCCGCAGGUGAUGAGCAUCCUGAGCAAUGGCAGUGCGGUGCCCUCGCAGCCUCAGCACGACUUCUCCAUCUCGCCCCUGCACGGCAGCCUGGACGCCUCCAACCCCAUCUCGGCCAGCUGCAGCCAGCGUUCGGACACCAUCAAGGGCGUGGACAGCCUGGCCUCCUCGCAGUCCUACUGUCCCCCAACCUACAGCGCCACCAGCUACAGUGUGGACCCUGUCGCUGCCGCUGCCGGCUACCAGUACAGCCAGUACGGCCAAACUGCCGUGGACUACCUGGCUAAGAACGUGAGUUUGUCCACCCAGAGGAGGAUGAAGCUGGGCGACCACUCGGCCGUGCUGGGACUGCUGCAGGUGGAGACGGGUCAGGCCUACUGAAGCCCUGAGGACGGCCAGCAGCUGGACCAACACUUUAGAGCCAAUACUUUUGACUUUGAUGUUGAUAGUAGUUCACAUUCAUCAUUUCAACUACUUUCUCUGCUUUUUUUAUAUUGUUAAUAUUAUUGUUGAUGUAUGAUUGUUGUGCAAAUGUUGGUCUUUGAUUCCAUGAAGAGGAGUGUUUUUUUCCCCCUUAGCAACUCUUUUCCCUGAGCUCCAUUUUUUUUUUUAGGGGGGGGGGGGGGGGUUGACCUUCCCGCUUUCAUAUCCAUCUUGACAUUCCAAAAGCACUUGGCCACUCUGUGGGAAGUCUGGCUGGAGGGAAUCUGCAGGGAAUUUUAAGCAGUGUUUUGGCGGCCAAUAGAACCACCAGCCCCACCCCUUUUAAGCGACGUCCCCCACUAACCUCCAGCCCAUCCUUAGCCGCGGUCCAUGGGGAAGGGCGGCUUUGUUUGCGGAAAACGGAUUUGGGACAUUACUAUAUUUUGUUUAAAAAUAUGGAAGCCGGGCUACAUUACGCUAAAUCCUGUCUGCCAGUGUGCAAAGCUGAUUAUAUCACAUAAAUAUAAAAUCAUGCACCUUCACACAAGCAUUCCUUCCGAAACAUAUUAAAAAAAAAAUCCUAGAAAGCAUUCCAACACUUUUUCCAAAAAAGGACUUGAGAUUUUUCUCAUGACAUCAUUUUACGGCAAUGAAGUUGACGAUUUACUAAAAAUGAAGUAAAAUUAGGAUGCAUUUUUACAAAAAUUAAACUGUAACAUGGGUGAAGAAAGUUUGACUUUUACAAGAUAAAGAAUAAAAGAGUUUAUGAAAAAUUUGUGAUUUAAUUUUCAUUAAAAAAUUCAAAACGUUUUAUGAAAAUAAAAUUGCAACAUUAUGGGGCAACAUGUAAUAUUACAAGAAAACUGACAAAAAAGGUACACGUUUAUGACAAAAAUAAUAAUUUUAUGAGCUCUUAGUAUGAUCUAUCGAAAAUCUCAAAUUCUUUUAGCCUUCAUCUGACAUAAUCCAGGACCACCUGUUUCCACUCAUGUGUCAUUUAUUUCUUUUUUUUGGGGGGGGGGGGUCAAACUUUUCAAAUGUGUACAGGCUUCUUGUUUCUAAAGACUAUGUUUUAUACUAAAACAAAACUUUACCUUUCACUUUGACCGUCUGUUGUCUUUCAGUUGAUUUUGUUGGACUUUGUAUUUAAUUGCGUUUGAAUCCCGCUUUGGGAAGUAGAAUGUGUAAACACUUUGGAAUGAAUUCCCCUGGAUGUGGUCCAAAUGAAAGGACAAAAACUGCUCCGAAUGGACCCCCAUGGGAGCACUCGGCAGAACUUUUGACCUGCUGGCAAGGCAGGACUGGACCAGUUUCAUGUUUACGCGGUCAAUGAGGGGGGGAAAAAAAAAAAAAAAAAACCUGAGUGGCGCUGGAUUUGUACGCACUGAAUCACCUGCUUCUCCUGUGAACUUGUGAACACUUAAAAAAAAAAAAAAAAAAAGACAAGAAAAAAAAAAAAGAAUUAGAGUCGUCUUUAGUGUAUCAAACUCAUUUCUAACGCUCAAUAAACAUUUGGAUAUUUAAAGCAUCUUAUUCCUCCCUGAUCCCCCGAUGAGCUGAAUUAACCUGUUUAGUUGCUUUCUGAGUUCCUGCUUUUUGUUCGGCAUGUAUGUGUGUGUAUAUUAUCAUGAUAUAAUUUAUUCUGCUCUAUGAAUAUUAGACUAGUGGGAAAACUUGUAUUGGUAUUUACUACCUUCAGCCUGUGGGUGUGUUUACUGUAACACUGGCGUAACUGUUAUCAAAUAAAGAUCCCAAUUCAAAUCAAA